AUGGCCGCACCCCUUCUUGCACCCCCAGGACCUGACAGCUUCAAGUAUUUCACCCCGGAGUCGCUCGCUAACAUCGAGAAGCGCAUCAGUGAAGAGAAGAACAAGAAGCCACCCAAGCCCAGAUCGGACAGUAGUCACCGCGAUACGUCUGACGAGAAUGAGCUCAGGCCCAACAGUGACCUGGAGGCUGGGAAGAGCCUGCCCUUCAUCUACGGGGAUAUUCCUGAUGGAAUGAAGGCCACACCACUGGAGGAUUUGGACCCAUACUAUCUGAACAAGAAAACAUUUAUAGUCCUAAACAAAGGAAAAACAAUCUUCCGCUUCAGUGCCACGCCCUCCUUGUACAUCUUAAGCCCUUUUAAUUUACUUAGGCGAAUAGCUAUUAAGAUUUUGAUACAUUCGUUAUUCAGCAUGAUCAUCAUGUGUACGAUUUUGACCAACUGUAUAUUCAUGACAUUUAGUGACCCCCCAGAGUGGUCCAAACAAGUAGAGUACACCUUCACAGGUAUCUAUACGUUUGAGUCACUCACAAAAAUUGUUGCCCGAGGCUUCGCUAUAGAUGGGUUCACCUUCCUCAGAGACCCGUGGAACUGGCUGGAUUUCAUGGUCAUCUCAAUGGCAUAUAUAACAGAGUUUGUGGACCUUGGGAAUGUCUCGGCGCUGAGAACGUUCAGGGUUCUCCGAGCAUUGAAAACUAUUUCUGUCAUUCCAGGCCUGAAGACCAUUGUGGGUGCUCUGAUCCAGUCUGUGAAGAAGCUGUCGGACGUGAUGAUCCUGACCGUCUUCUGUCUGAGCGUCUUUGCUCUGAUUGGACUGCAGCUAUUCAUGGGGAACCUGCGGAAUAAGUGUGUAAUCUGGCCAAUCAACAUGACCGAGCAGUACCCGCCAAAUGGCAGCAGGCCCUUUGACUGGGCCGAAUACAUCAUGAAUGACACUAACUUCUACUUCCUUCCUGGUCAGCUUGAUGCUCUACUAUGUGGAAAUAGUUCUGACUCAGGACGAUGUCCAGAGGGCUUUACAUGUAUGAAAGCCGGAAGGAACCCUAACUAUGGUUACACCAGCUUUGACAGCUUUGGAUGGGCUUUCCUCACCCUCUUUCGCCUCAUGACCCAGGACUUCUGGGAAAAUCUCUACAUGCUGACUCUACGAGCCGCAGGGAAGACCUACAUGAUCUUCUUUGUGCUGGUUAUCUUUGUGGGCUCCUUCUACCUGGUGAAUCUCAUCUUGGCUGUGGUGGCUAUGGCUUAUGAGGAGCAAAACCAGGCCACUAUUGAGGAGGCGGAGCAAAAAGAGGCUGAAUUCAAGGCCAUGUUGGAGCAGCUCAAGAGGCAGCAGGAAGAGACACAGGCUGCUGCCAUGGCCACAUCUGCUGGCACUGUGUCGGAGGCAGCUUUAGAGGAUGAAGGAGGGGGGCACCUGUCCCGCAGUUCCUCUGAGGUCUCCAAGUUGAGUUCCAAAAGUGCCAAGGAGCGUCGCAAUCGCAAGAAGAAAUGGCGUCAGAAAGAGCAGGAGAAAGAGAAGGGAGAUAGUGAAAAGGUUGUUAAGUCUGAGUCAGAUGAUGGCAGCAAGAAAAGCACCAUUCGUUUCCCAGGAAGCCGGCUGGGGAGGAAGACAUCCAUCAUGAACCAGUCACUCCUCAGCAUCCCAGGCUCUCCCUUCAUGUCACGCCACAACAGCCGGAGCAGCAUCUUCAGCUUCAAAGGCCGUUCCAAGGACAUGGGCUCAGAGAACGAGUUUGCCGAUGACGAGCACAGUACAGUAGAGGAGAGCGAAGACCGCCGAGGCUCUCUGUUUAUCCCUUACCGCCGCAACAGCUACAGUGGCUACAGCCAAGGCUCAUCACGCAUCCACCCACUGGCACCCCACUCUGGAGGGAAGAGGAACAGCACAGUGGACUGCAAUGGCGUGGUGUCUCUCAUCGGCCCUGGGCCCGGCCGACGACUUCUGCCUGAGGUGAAAAUAGAUAAGGCAGCCACUGAUGACAUACAGACUACUGACGUGGAGAUUAAGAAGAAGCACUCUGGCUCUCUCAUGGUGUCUGUGGAUCAGCUCAACUCCUCCUUCAAAGGAAAGGACCGCACCAACAGUCAGAUGAGCGUAGUCACCAACACACUGUUAGAGGAGUUGGAGGAGUCUCAGAGGAAAUGUCCUCCAUGUUGGUACAAAUUUGCCAAUAUCUUCCUCAUCUGGGAGUGCUUUCCCUUUUGGCUGAAGAUCAAGCACGUAGUCUACUUGAUUGUCAUGGACCCCUUUGUUGACCUGGCCAUCACUAUCUGUAUUGUCCUCAACACCCUCUUCAUGGCCAUGGAGCACUACCCGAUGACUGAACAUUUUGAGGGGGUCCUGUCUGUUGGCAACCUGGUAUUCACAGGUAUUUUUGCUGGGGAGAUGUUUGCCAAGCUGAUUGCCAUGGAUCCCUACUACUACUUCCAGGAAGGCUGGAACUGCUUUGAUGGUUUCAUUGUGACCUUGAGUUUAGUUGAGCUGGGACUGGCUGAUGUGGAAGGUCUGUCAGUGCUCAGGUCAUUCCGAUUGUUGAGAGUGUUCAAACUAGCCAAAUCGUGGCCCACCCUCAACAUGCUGAUCAAGAUCAUUGGUAACUCAGUGGGAGCUCUGGGUAAUCUGACCCUGGUGUUGGCCAUCAUCGUCUUCAUCUUUGCCGUGGUGGGCAUGCAGCUGUUUGGCAAAAGCUACAAGGACUGCGUGUGUAAAAUCGCCCUGGACUGUGAACUGCCUCGCUGGCACAUGAAUGACUUCUUCCACUCCUUCCUGAUUGUGUUCAGAGUGUUGUGUGGGGAGUGGAUUGAGACCAUGUGGGACUGUAUGGAGGUGGCAGGACAGACCAUGUGCCUCACCGUCUUCAUGAUGGUCAUGGUCAUCGGAAACCUGGUGGUACUGAACCUGUUCCUGGCCUUGUUGCUGAGCUCAUUCAGUGCAGACAACCUUGCUGCCACAGAUGACGAUGGUGAGCCCAACAACCUCCAGCUUGCGGUUGCCCGCAUUAAGAAAGGGAUUGCCUGGUUCAAGAUUCACAUGCGGGUCUUCGUAGCCACAGUGCUCAAGAAGCAGCCUAUAGAGGAUGAACAGAAGCCAUUGGAUGACAUGUACGAGAAGAAGCUCAACUGCAUUGCAAACCACACAGUGGACAUCAACCGUGACCUGGACUAUGCUAAAAAUGGCAAUGGCACCACCAGUGGAAUUGGGAGCAGUGUGGGAAAGUAUAUGAUUGAUGAGGACUACAUGUCUUUCAUCCACAACCCCAACCUCACCGUCUGUGUUCCUAUCGCUGUUGGUGAGUCGGACUUUGAAAACCUCAACACGGAAGACUUCAGCAGUGAAUCGGAUGUGGAGAACAGUAAAGAUCUGGAUGACACCAGUUCGUCUGAGGGCAGCACAAUAGACAUCAAGCCUGAUGUGGAGGAGGUGGCAGUGGUGGAGGUAGUCGAGGAAUACCUUGACCCAGACGCUUGCUGGACAGAUGAAUGUGUGGCCAAAUACAAGUGCUGUGAUGUUCCCAUCACUCACGGCUGGGGGAAACACUGGUGGUUCCUGAGGAAGACCUGCUACCUGAUUGUAGAACACAACUGGUUUGAAACCCUCAUCAUUUUCAUGAUCCUGCUCAGCAGUGGAGCCCUGGCCUUUGAGGAUGUGUACAUUGAGCAGAGGAAGACAGUAAAAAUCAUUCUGGAGUACGCUGACCGGGUUUUUACCUACAUCUUCAUCCUGGAGAUGUUGCUGAAAUGGGUGGCCUACGGCUUUGUCAAGUACUUCACCAAUGCCUGGUGUUGGUUAGACUUCUUCAUUGUGGAUGUGUCUAUAGUCAGCCUUAUAGCUAAUGCGUUGGGCUUCUCCGAUCUAGGCCCGAUUAAAUCACUCAGGACACUGAGGGCCUUGAGACCCCUCAGGGCCCUGUCACGUUUUGAAGGGAUGAGGGUUGUGGUGAACGCCUUGGUGGGUGCAAUUCCCUCCAUCAUGAAUGUGCUGCUGGUGUGUCUCAUCUUCUGGCUCAUCUUCAGCAUCAUGGGUGUCAACCUGUUUGCUGGAAAGUAUUACUACUGUUACAAUGAAACAGCCGAGGAGAACUUCCUGCCUGAAGACGUCAACAACAAAACAGAGUGUUUUGCUCUCAUUAAUGCAAACUACAGCGAAGUCAGAUGGAAAAACGUCAAGAUCAAUUUUGACAAUGUGGGUGCGGGCUACCUGGCCCUCCUGCAAGUGGCAACAUUCAAAGGCUGGAUGGACAUUAUGUACGCAGCAAUAGAUUCUAGAAAGGUGGAGGACCAGCCUAUCUACGAGGACAACUUAUACAUGUACAUCUACUUCGUCAUCUUUAUCAUCUUCGGCUCGUUCUUCACCUUAAACCUCUUCAUUGGUGUCAUCAUUGAUAACUUCAACCAACAAAAGAAAAAGUUUGGAGGUCAGGAUAUCUUCAUGACGGAAGAGCAGAAGAAAUACUACAAUGCCAUGAAGAAACUAGGGUCGAAGAAGCCACAAAAACCAAUACCCAGGCCUCAGAACAACAUCCAGGGCAUGGUGUUUGACUUUGUGACGCAGCAGGUGUUCGACAUCUCCAUCAUGAUCCUCAUCUGCCUCAACAUGGUCACCAUGAUGGUGGAGACGGAUGAUCAGUCGCAGGAGACAGAGAAUGUGCUUUACUGGGUCAACUUCUUCUUCAUUGUGGUCUUCACUGGCGAGUUUGUAUUGAAGCUCUUUGCGCUGCGUCACUACUACUUCACCAACGGCUGGAACAUCUUCGAUGUGGUUGUGGUCAUCCUUUCAAUUGUGGGAAUGUUCCUGGCUGACCUGAUCGAGAAGUACUUUGUGUCACCGACACUCUUCAGGGUGAUUCGCCUGGCUCGUAUCGGCAGAAUCCUGCGUCUCAUCAAGGGGGCCAAAGGAAUCAGAACUCUGCUGUUUGCCCUAAUGAUGUCACUUCCUGCCUUGUUCAACAUUGGCCUACUACUUUUCCUGGUUAUGUUCAUUUUCUCCAUCUUUGGCAUGUCCAACUUUGGCUAUGUGAAACACGGGGCUGGAAUCGAUGACAUGUACAACUUUGAGACCUUCGGCAACAGCAUGAUCAUCCUGUUUAUGAUCACCACGUCAGCUGGCUGGGACGGCCUGCUGCUCCCCAUUCUUAACUACCCUCCAGACUGUGACCCUUUACUGGAGAAUUCUGGCACCCCCGCUACGGGAGACUGUGGCAACCCUUCGGUGGGCAUCUUCUUCUUUGUCAUGUACAUCAUCAUUUCUUUCCUUAUUGUGGUCAACAUGUACAUCGCCAUCAUCCUGGAGAACUUCAGUGUGGCCACAGAGGAGAGUGCAGACCCACUCAGUGAGGACGACUUUGAGACAUUUUAUGAGAUUUGGGAGAAGUUUGACCCUGAUGCCUCCCAGUUCAUCACCUAUUCCAAGCUUUCUGACUUUGCUGAUGCACUUGAACACCCACUCCGAGUCCCCAAGCCCAACACCAUUGAACUGAUCGCCAUGGACAUGCCUAUGGUGAGUGGUGACCGCAUCCACUGCCUGGACAUCCUGUUUGCCUUCACCAAGCGUGUGCUGGGUGACAGUGGCGAGUUGGACAUGUUGAGGCAACAAAUGGAGGAGCGUUUUGUGGCAGCCAAUCCCUCCAAGGUCUCUUACGAGCCAAUCACCACCACCCUGAGGCGUAAGCAGGAGGAUGUGUCGGUCAGAAUCGUUCAAAGGGCCUACCGUUCCUACCUGGCUAGGCGGGGUUUUGUCUGUAAGCGCAGACCAGCCAAUAACAAAGUGGAGAAUGGCGGGGACAAUCAGGAACAAGACAAGAAGGAGGGCACUCCCUCAACUGCCUCCCUGCCCUCUUAUGACAGUGUAACCAAACCUGACAAGGAGAAACAGGAUGACAACAAUGAGGGCAAGGAAGGGAGGAAAGAGAAAGGGAGAAACCAAAAAGACAUCAGGGAAUCUAAAUGUUAGAGCGCUGGAAUAAUAAUCACAGUAAUAACAAUAAAAAAUAUAAUAAUGUAACUUCAAGCAAAGCGAGAGGAAACUCACCCACACAGAUGUACAGAUUAUUUCAUUUGCAAGUCAGAAAAAAUAAUAUUCAAUAAUUUUGUUUACAGACUUCAUUCUUAUUGACGCAGAGGGAAGCAGCUUGGUCUGUUACAGCUUGAAGACUCUUGAACUUCAGUCAAACCAAACAUACUCAGCAUACUGUGUGACAUUGUUGUAUCUAGACUACUGAUCUUAACAAAAGGAAAUCAAACACAGACAAGGAAAUGUCUGUGUCUGCUGCAAGGCAGAUUGCUCACUUAGCACUGGUCUACAGAUAAGACAAGUAACUCUACGCCAAGAGGUAGAAUGAAAAAACAUCGCCUGGAUGCAGGUAAUGGAUUCCUAUGGAAGACAGUGUUGUGAAGGAAAAGCAAGGAUGCUGCUUGAUUCUGAAGAACUGUCCUUUUAAAGCAGCCAAUGAGUGGUCCUGUGUCAUUUAGUACUGAAUUGUAUAGAGGAGCAAAAUGACACACUCACUCUGUAAGGGCAAACAGAAG
This is a messenger RNA of Micropterus dolomieu (smallmouth bass), 6527 nucleotides long. It is a transcript of the gene scn8ab, whose product is annotated as sodium channel, voltage gated, type VIII, alpha subunit b. The transcript is spliced from 27 exons. Gene Ontology annotation, biological process: neuronal action potential; sodium ion transmembrane transport; membrane depolarization during action potential. Gene Ontology annotation, molecular function: calcium ion binding; voltage-gated sodium channel activity. Gene Ontology annotation, cellular component: plasma membrane; voltage-gated sodium channel complex; axon. NCBI's taxonomy places the organism in Eukaryota, Metazoa, Chordata, Actinopteri, Centrarchiformes, Centrarchidae. The coding region runs from base 1 to 5952 and encodes 1983 amino acids. The record is from RefSeq and is a predicted model, not a curated record.